GAAUCCACGAAUAAUUCGAAUCGCCGUCUAACCAAUUUCACACAGGCUUCCGAAGAGUUCCCUGCGCAAUUUUCCAGGGCUCAGAUUCAGCAGGUUGUAGAGCCUUUACCUCCAACUAGCUCUAUCAUAGCUGCUCCUAUUUCUCCACAGACUAGCAUCAAGCCAGAGGUCAAUGCUGGCACUGAACUAGUAAAGCGACCUCGUGGCCGGCCUAGGUCUUUGAAGCAGGGCCUCUCCUUUAGUAAUAAGCUGGCCGGUAGUGAGAGCUUCAGGCAUACAAUCCUAUCUAAAACGGAUAAACUUGAGAAUACGAUUUAUGCAGCUGAACAAACAGUUCCAGAUGAUCGGAGAAAUCUCGUGUUGGAGUGUACAGUCAAAAAAUUAUCCAAACAGAAGAAGGGUCGGCAAAACAGUAAAUAUUUCAGACAGGCCACCGAAGAAGAGCCAAAUUCGAUUGGAGCACAGGAUGAGCUCGAAAGAGAUGGUAGUGUCGAUGAUAACGAGCAUAAGGCUAGCUCUGAGGCGUUAGACGAUUGUCAUAAAGUUGUCCUGGGAGAAGAAGAUGAAGGAGACGAAGUGACUACUGAGACGGCCACUGCUUCAACUGGCCCUGCUGACGAAGAAAUCGAUGGUACCGGAGUCUGUCUUAUGACCUCUGUGGGUCGUCGGCAGCGUCGCCUCACAGCCAAGUACGCACAGGCACUGGAGGAACGUGAACGCCGAGAACGUCGGCGCACCGAAAUAGCUAUGGCACAUGCAAAUGACCGGCGACCUAACUUUUCUGAUCAUAGUUUUUCCAGUGGACAGGCGCUGGUAUCUAAUGGCUCAGUGUUAAUGUCAAGUUCUGCUGGGGAGAUAGGCGAGCAAGCACCAUCGGACGAAGCCCUUUCUUCUCCUCCAUUAGGUGUAGAUUCUUCGUCUGAUGUCACUGACCAAAAGAGUACUGAAAAUGUGAAAGAAAAGCGUGCGCUAAAGAAAAAUGUGAGUUUUCCUGAUGUUUAA
Molecule: messenger RNA, 1002 nt
Organism: Protopolystoma xenopodis
Lineage: Eukaryota; Metazoa; Platyhelminthes; Monogenea; Polystomatidea; Polystomatidae
Source: the annotation of a GenBank genome assembly